Messenger RNA from Emys orbicularis (European pond turtle), 1569 nucleotides. It is a transcript of the gene GPC2, whose product is annotated as glypican 2. Bases 67 to 1569 code for a protein of 500 amino acids. Gene Ontology annotation, cellular component: extracellular region; synapse; cell surface. Lineage: Eukaryota; Metazoa; Chordata; Testudines; Emydidae. Gene Ontology annotation, biological process: cell migration; smoothened signaling pathway; regulation of signal transduction. The record is from RefSeq and is a predicted model, not a curated record. The transcript has 10 exons.
CCAGCCCUCAUCUCGGGUGAGCACCUGCGGAUCUGCCCCCAGGACUACACCUGCUGCUCCAGCCAGAUGGAGGAGCAGCUCAGCCUGCAGAGCAACAGGGACUUCCGGGCCCUGGUGGAGGACGGGGCCAGUUUCCUGCCCAGCACCCUGGCCUCCCGCCACCGCCGCUUCGAGGAGUUUUUCCGGGAGCUGCUGGCGGCAGCCGAGCGGGGGCUGCAGGCUAUGUUCACGCAGACCUACGGCCGCCUGUACGCCCAGAACGCCCGGCUCUUCCAGGGGCUCUUCGCCGAGCUGCGGCGGCACCAGCAGGGCGCCCGGCUCAGCCUGGACGAGGCGCUGGGCGAGUUCUGGGCUCGGCUACUGGAGCGGAUGCUGCCCCUGCUCAACCCCCAGUACCAGUUCCCCCCCGAGUACAUGGAGUGCGUGGCGCGCCAGGGGGAGGCGCUGCGGCCCUUCGGGGAUGUGCCUCGCAAGCUGCGCCUGCAGGUGACGCGGGCGUUCGUGGCAGCUCGGGCCUUCGUGCAGGGACUGGCCACCGGGCGUGAUGUGGUCGCCAAGGCCUCCAAACUGCCCCCCAGCGGGGAGUGCCUGCGGGCCGCCAUGCGCAUGUCCUCCUGCCCCCUGUGCCGCGGGACCCCGGCCCUCAAACCCUGCAACGCCUUCUGCCUCAACGUCAUGAAGGGCUGCCUGGCCCGCCCGGCCGAGCUGGACCCCGAGUGGAACCGCUUCCUCGAUGCUCUGAUCCAGGUGGCCGAGCGGCUGGAGGGGCCCUUCAAUGUGGAGCUGGCGGCCGACUCCAUCGGGGUGAAGAUCUCGGAGGGGAUCAUGUACCUGCAGGAGAACGGGGUGCAGACCUCGGCCAAGGUGUUUCAGGGCUGCGGGACCCCCCGCCCGGCGCCCGCCCGAUCCCGCCGCGCCGCCCGGGAUGAGACCAAGCGUCGCUUCCGCACCUACCCGCCCGAGGAGAAGCCCACCACGGCUGCGGGGACCAACCUGGACCGACUGGUGACGGACGUGAAGGAGAAGCUGCGGCUGAUGCGGGGGUUCUGGGUCACCCUGCCCCACACGCUCUGCAGCGACGGGAAGGUGGCGGCUGACGUGACGGACGAGGACAAGUGCUGGAACGGGCAGGCCCGGGGCAGGUACCUCCCGGACGUGACUGGGGACGGGCUGGUGAAUCAGAUCAAUAACCCGGAGGUGGAGGUGGACAUCGGGCGGCCCGACCUGCUCACCCGCCAGCACAUCCUGCAGCUGCGGGUGGCCACCAGCCGCCUGCAGGGGGCCUACGGGGGCCGGGACCUCGACUUCCAGGACACCUACGAGGAUGGCAGUGGCUCGGGAGGGGGCGAGCGGUACAGCGAGGACUGGCCGGGUGGAGGGGGCGGUGACAGCAGCCACUCGGGGUCCCGCCCCCCCGACUCCCGUUCGCACCGCAAGGACCGGCCCGGCAAGGGCUCCAGGCAGAACCACCGCGUGGGGGGCAGCAGCAACCGUGCCGCCUCCUGGGGGGGCCCUGCCCUCCCCCUCCUGCUGCUCCCCGCCCUGGCACUGCCCCUGCUGGGGCGGUAA